Messenger RNA from Trichoderma virens Gv29-8, 1851 nucleotides. RefSeq lists its product as uncharacterized. Gene Ontology annotation, cellular component: membrane. The transcript has 3 exons. Gene Ontology annotation, biological process: arachidonate metabolic process. NCBI's taxonomy places the organism in Eukaryota, Fungi, Ascomycota, Sordariomycetes, Hypocreales, Hypocreaceae. The record is from RefSeq and is a predicted model, not a curated record. Bases 1 to 1851 code for a protein of 616 amino acids.
AUGGACUCGUACGGAGUCCGGAGGUCGGACACCACCAAAGGGCCGCCUCUGCGCAUUCUGUCUCUCGACGGAGGAGGCGUUCGGGGCUACUCUAUGCUCAUCAUCAUCCAGGAACUUAUGUACCGCGCAUUUGUCGAAAUCGAAGGGCGCGCGCCUCGGCGACACGAAAUCCCGAAGCCUUGCGAUCAUUUUGACCUGAUUGUCGGAACGGGCACGGGCGGGUUGAUCGCAAUCAUGCUGGGCAGGCUGCGCCUGGACUUGGAGACAUGCAAGGAGCUGUACGUUCGCAUGACGAAGAUGGUGUUCGAAACAGACAAGACGAUUGCCGGCAUUCCCUACCGAUCUACGCUGUUCAAAGCCAGCAAGCUGGAAGAGGCCAUCAAGCAGGGAGUUUGGGAACACACCGUGUACGGAAAGGAGGGCAACGACAAUGAGGUGGAAGUGGUCAACCCGCUGGAUUCAUCUCGCCGGUCAUCGGGAUCUCCAAAGCGACAUUCCAGCAACGCCAGUACCGUUAGUUUCAGUGCGCGCCAUCCUUCCGGCCAGAUCUCUUCGCGGCCAGCCAUCAAUCUGAAAUAUGGAAAUGGAAAUGCAAGAUUAUACGACGCGAGAGAGAAUAGGACCAAGACUGCUGUGACAGCAAUGUAUCAAGGAUCCGGAAGAGGAGCACCCGCCGUGCUGUUACGGUCCUACGAUUCGCGCAAAGAGCCACCGCCGGAAUUCGACUGCAAGAUCUGGCAAGCCGGCCGGGCCACUUGCUCCAUUGGCCUUGCUUUUAAACCCGUCCAGAUUGGCCAGUCAAUAUUCCACGAUGAUGGCGCCGGCACCUUUAACCCUGCCCCCGAGGCUCUGGAUGAGGCAGUCGUCAACGAAUGGCCAGGACGAGAUGUUGGAGUGUUUGUCAGUGUUGGCACUGGAAAGCGGCCCCGAGGAAGUGAUGGGAACCAGCAAGUGUGGUAUGAGGGCUUCUUGGGAGAGUUUGCCGAGGCGCGAAGAAAGAUGAUUUCCAAAAUCGAAGGCUGCGAGAAAAUCCACGAGUACAUGAUUCGCGAGCACCUGGCGAAGCGAUGCAUCAAUGUCGAAAACUACUUCCGUCUCAACGUCGAAGUGGGAGUUGGCGAGUUCGGAAUGAACGAGUGGAACCGGUUGAGCGACAUCAGCACUGGCACUCGACGAUACAUGUCCCGAGCAGACGAGCAAAAGAUGAUCCAUGGCAUCUCGACAAGGCUGGCCAAGAUCCACAGGGCAAAGCUACGAUGGGAGCGAAGCACUGCCAAUGUGCCCGAGCUGGUUAAGUCGACGUCGGAGAACAACUAUGAGCAACCUUUUGCGGUUGAGCUGCCCGGCGACUCUCCGGUUGGCUUCCUCUCACAUAGCCCGCAAAGCCCACCGAGCCGUUCGUCUUUUGACUCGGGUGCGGACAGUCUACACCUGCAGGCAAAUACCUUGGCUUCUCCCAGAGUUUCUGGCGAUCAUAUCCGGCCAGGCACUGGACAUUCUCGUUACGGGAGAACCGUCAGUCCCGCAUCUGAGAAGGGGACCGUGGACAUGUCGCCAGCGCCGAGCCAGUACAGGGUCGCCUAUUCCGAUGACCCAAUUGCUAUUACGAGCCCUGAUGAGGAGCCAAAGUAUCAGCUGCCUCUGGUGCCUCCCAAGCAGUACUCUCGAGUUGAACCGCCAUCGGUACCAUCCAAAGUAGCGCCGCCUCUGCCACCAAAGACACCCUUGUCUGGAUACGGCCACCGACCACGAGAUUCGGAGACGUCGAUUCCCCCUUACCCCGUUGAUGACGACGACCAAGGUCCGCCUCCAGUCAAUAUGGCACGGAAGCCGGAUUAUCUACAAUAUUAG